Molecule: messenger RNA, 3657 nt
Organism: Zalophus californianus (California sea lion)
Lineage: Eukaryota; Metazoa; Chordata; Mammalia; Carnivora; Otariidae
Product: sodium/potassium-transporting ATPase subunit alpha-4
Exons: 23
Coding region: 316-3507 (1063 amino acids)
Biological process (GO): intracellular potassium ion homeostasis; sodium ion export across plasma membrane; intracellular sodium ion homeostasis
Cellular component (GO): membrane
Molecular function (GO): P-type sodium:potassium-exchanging transporter activity; ATP binding; ATP hydrolysis activity
Source: RefSeq, a predicted model, not a curated record
GGCCUCCUCCCCCUGACCCCCCUGCUUGGCGCCUUCAGCAUCUGCACCUCCUCGCCAAGGCCCAGGGCUGCCCCACCGUGUCCCCAGCCCUGGCCUGCCGCCUGCUGCCCGCUUCCUGUUCGGCCUCCCCCUCCCUGGAGCUCACCUCCGGCCUCUGCUCUCCCCGAACGGUGUUCCCCCUGCCCUCUCCUCUUCACUUCCCUGGCCUUCCCCGUCCUCGGUGCCCCCGCUUCUCCCUGCACCCCCCACUUCUCCUCCUCACCCUUGGCUUCCCCCUCACCAGCUGAGCUGGGCCAGCCAUAUCUAGGGAGGACGAUGGGGCGCUGGGGGAAGAGGGGGACCGUGACCCCUCACGAGCAGAACCCAAGCCCAAGACCUAAAAGGGAGUCUAAUACAGGGAAGAGAAGAAAAAUGAAGAGGAAAAAAAAGAAGACUGAUUUGGAGGAGCUGAAGAAGGAAGUGGUCCUGGAGGAUCACAAAUUAACCUUGGAAGAGCUGAGCGCCAAGUACUCUGUGGACCUGACGAUGGGCCUUAGCCCCAGAAGGGCACAGGAAAUCUUGAGACAAGAUGGACCCAAUACACUUACCCCACCCCCCACCACUUCAAAAUGGUUCAAAUUCUGUAAACAGCUGUUCAGUGGCUUCUCGAUCCUACUAUGGGUUGGUGCCAUCCUCUGCUUUGUGGCCUAUGGCAUCCAGUUCCAUCAGAAGGAGGAGCCUACCAAAGAUAACCUGUACCUGGGCAUCGUACUGGCUGUCGUGGUCAUCAUCACCGGCUGCUUCUCUUACUACCAGGAGGCCAAGAGCUCCAAGAUCAUGGAGUCUUUCAGAAACAUGGUGCCUCAGCAAGCUCUGGUGAUUCGAGGUGGAGAGAAGGUUCAGAUCAAUGUGGAGAAUGUGGUGGUAGGAGACCUGGUAGAAGUGAAGGGCGGAGACCGAAUCCCGGCUGACCUCCGGCUCAUCUCCUCACAAGGAUGUAAGGUGGACAACUCAUCCUUGACGGGAGAGUCAGAGCCCCAGACCCGCUCCCCUGAGUUCACCCACGAGAACCCUCUGGAGACCCACAACAUCUGCUUCUUCUCCACCAACUGUGUGGAAGGAACAGCUCAGGGCAUUGUGAUCGCCACGGGAGACUCCACGGUGAUGGGCCGCAUCGCCUCUCUGACGUCAGGCCUGGUGGUCGGCAAGACCCCCAUUGCUGUAGAGAUCGAGCACUUCAUCCAUCUGAUCACAGCGGUGGCCAUCUUCUUUGGUGUCUCCUUCUUUGGGCUCUCACUGAUCUUGGGCUACGGCUGGCUGGAGUCUGUCAUUUUUCUCAUCGGCAUCAUCGUGGCCAAUGUGCCCGAGGGGCUGCUGGCCACCGUCACCGUGUGUCUGACCCUGACCGCCAAGCGCAUGGCACAGAAGAACUGCCUGGUGAAGAAUCUGGAGGCGGUGGAGACGCUGGGCUCCACCUCCACCAUCUGCUCCGACAAGACGGGCACCCUCACCCAGAACCGCAUGACCGUCGCCCACAUAUGGUUCGACAAGACCAUAUACAAGGCUGACACCAGCGAAGAGCAGACUGGUGACUCGAGUGGCAUGGGGAAAACAUUUGCCAAGGGCUCUGCGACCUGGUUCAUCCUGGCCCGAAUCGCAGGCCUCUGCAACCGAGCUGACUUUAAGGCUCACCAGGAGACCCUUCCCAUUGCUAAGCGGGCAACAACAGGGGAUGCUUCCGAGUCAGCCCUCCUCAAGUUCAUCGAGCAGACAUACAGCUCUGUGAAGGAGAUGAGAGAGAAAAACCCCAAGGUGGCAGAGAUCCCCUUUAAUUCCACCAACAAGUACCAGGAUAAGGCUGGGUUUGCAAGGCACUCCCGGGAAGCUCCUGCUUGCUUUCCGCGCCUGGAUUCCAGUACCUGCCAUCAGAUGUCCAUCCACCUGCAGGAUGACAGCAGCCAGACCCACGUACUGAUGAUGAAGGGGGCCCCGGAGAGGAUCUUAGAGUUUUGCUCUUCUUACCUUCUGAAGGGGGUGGAGUACCCCAUGGACGAUGAGAUGAGGAAAGACUUCCAGAAAGCCUACAUGGAACUGGGAGGCCUGGGGGAACGCGUGCUAGGGUUCUGCUUCUUGAAUCUGCCUAGCACUUUCUCCAAAGGAUUCAAGUUUAAUACAGAUGAAAUCAACUUUCCCAUGGAUAACCUUUGUUUUGUGGGGCUUGUAUCCAUGAUUGACCCUCCCCGAGCUGCAGUGCCUGACGCUGUCGGCAAGUGUCGUAGUGCAGGGAUUAAGGUGAUCAUGGUGACCGGGGACCACCCCAUCACAGCCAAGGCCAUCGCCAAAGGUGUGGGCAUUAUAUCAGAAGGCAACGAGACGGCAGAGGACAUGGCUGCGCAGCUCCAGGUCCCUAUCAGCCAGAUCAACACCAGCGAAGCCAAGGCGUGCGUGGUGCACGGCUCUGACCUGAAGGACAUGACGGCGGAGCAGCUGGACGAGAUCCUCAAGAACCACACGGAGAUCGUGUUCGCGCGGACGUCCCCGCAGCAGAAGCUCAUCAUCGUGGAGGGCUGUCAGAGGCUGGGGGCCAUUGUGGCGGUGACCGGGGACGGCGUGAACGACUCCCCCGCGCUGAAGAAGGCUGACAUUGGCAUCGCCAUGGGCAUCACGGGCUCCGACGUGUCGAAGCAGGCCGCCAACAUGAUCCUGCUGGACGACAACUUUGCCUCCAUCGUCACGGGCGUGGAGGAGGGCCGCCUCAUCUUCGACAACCUGAAGAAAUCCAUCGCGUACACCCUGACCAGCAACAUCCCCGAGAUCACCCCCUUCCUGCUCUUCAUCAUCGCCAACAUCCCCCUGCCCCUGGGCACCAUAACCAUCCUCUGCAUCGACCUGGGCACCGACAUGGUCCCGGCCAUCUCCUUGGCUUACGAGUCAGCUGAAAGUGACAUCAUGAAGAGGGCCCCACGGAAUCCAAGGAGCGAUAAUCUGGUGAACCACCGCCUCAUCGGCAUGGCCUAUGGACAGAUUGGGAUGAUCCAGGCUCUGGCUGGAUUCUUCACCUACUUUGUGAUCCUGGCCGAGAACGGUUUCAAGCCUGUUGACCUGCUAGGCAUCCGCCUCAACUGGGAGGACCGGUUCUUCAAUGACCUGGAAGACAGCUACGGACAGCAGUGGACCUACGAGCAGCGGAAGGUGCUGGAGUUCACCUGCCACACGGCCUUCUUUGUCAGCAUUGUGGUCGCGCAGUGGGCCGACCUCAUCAUCUGCAAGACCCGGCACAACUCAGUCUUCCACCAGGGCAUGAAAAACAAGAUCCUAAUAUUUGGGAUCAUGGAGGAGACCUUCCUGGCUGCUUUUCUGUCCUACACUCCAGGCAUGGACACGGCCCUGCGGAUGUACCCACUCAAGCUAUCCUGGUGGUUCUGCGCCACUCCCUACAGCAUUCUUAUCUUUAUCUAUGAUGAAGUCCGAAAACUCAUCAUCCGACGUCAUCCUGGCGGCUGGCUGGAGAGAGAGACCUACUACUGAACUCAGCAGAGGAGGAGCUUCCCCUGCCGGGGGCGUCCCAGGACUGGUGGGGGCGGAGGGGUUGGGGUUCUGAGCUUGGCGCAUCUGAAAGAGCCUGAGUUGGGACAGAGUUGCUGGGAUGAAUUACCUGGGAUGAGAGAGACAGGCAAU